AUGGCGAAGAACGCGGCGAGGAAACUGGCAUGCAUCCGUCGCAUCACGCCCCUCCUUGACGCCAAAGGCUGCUGCACGCUCUACCACUCCCAGGUUCGCUCCGUUAUGGAGUACUGUCCUCUGGUGUGGUCCUGCUGCCCUCCAUCAUACCUGGAACUACUAGACAGUGUCCAAAAUCGAGCCCAGAGACUGUCGUAUAAAAUGCCAGUAGAAGACCGACAUUUACACUUCCAGCCACUUCAGCAUCGACGAGAUGUUGCAGCUCUCUGUGUACUCUACAAAGUACACAGGCAAUGCGUCCCCUAUCUCAUGUCCCUGCGACUUGAACAACGACCGGUUUCAACGCAUGGCACACGACAUUCUAACAACCGCGGUCAAGAGCUGCAAAUACCCUUCUCCAGGACUGAACUUCAUCAACGCUCUUUUCAACCCAAAUAUUCCAGGCUCUGGAACACGAUGGUUCAGCAAACCUCUCUGCACAACCUCCCAGCCUGCAAGCUGUCAAGGUUGCUGUACAUAGAUGGAGGUCCCACGAUCCUGGAUAAUAAUCGGUGUUUCAACUCAUAA
Molecule: messenger RNA, 567 nt
Organism: Penaeus monodon (black tiger shrimp)
Lineage: Eukaryota; Metazoa; Arthropoda; Malacostraca; Decapoda; Penaeidae
Exons: 1
Coding region: 1-567 (188 amino acids)
Source: RefSeq, a predicted model, not a curated record